CGUGUCAUUCGGCCGCCGGGGCGCCGGCGCUGGGCAGCACGGAGCGGCUUCUGAAUGGAGACUCGCGGGCUGCCCGAGAGUGGGCGGCUGGGCAGGGGCGGAAAGCGUUCAGCGCCGGGCAGAGAAAGUUGGAAGUCGUCUUUUUAACCUGUCUUUGCGAGGCCCGGGAGGAGACGCGCCUAGCCGGGUCCUUGGCGGCAAAACCGGUUUGCAUCCCGGCGCCUUACAGCCCGUGCUCUGGGGACUGGAUGGCGAGCUGGCCGGCGCCUGCUACCGCCCAGCUUUAGCCAGAAGCUGGGAUCUUCCCGCAGCAGUUCGUGUUCCCUGGUGGAAAAUGCAGCCUCAUCUACUGACUCUCAACUCCAAAAAAAAGUUAAUUUCCCCAAGGAUCGAGAAGAAUGGGCGGUUGGCGCUGUUGUUCCUCAGUCGCACCCUGGUGUAAUUUGAGAGAGGGGUCAAAGGCGCUGAAAAGAUUCUUUUUUCUAUUCCAAGUGCUACAGCAAGCUCAUAAAUCCAUUUUAAUUCAUGCCCAACAGUCUUGCCUCCUCCAAGCCCUGUGUCUUCUCCGAGCCAGAGCUACACACAAUGUGAAUUAGUUGCCUACUCCUUCUGAGUAAAUCUGGAUAUGUGGUGCCUGUCAUAAGCUCCAGAGAGCUGCCUUCCACGGAAACCAGCAGAAGAGUGGGCAAAUAUGAAGUCCAAUCCCGCUAUCCAGGCUGCCAUUGACCUCACAGCGGGGGCUGCAGGAGCUCUUUCAGGGUGGGAUUUAGGUGCCAGGCACAUUAAGGACCUGCUAUACGUUGUUUACUGGACAUGCUGGAAGGUUUUGGAGGAAAAGAGGUUGAAAAGAACUGAAGCAGAGUCUUCUGUCCUGAUUCCAGGGGGCACAGCAUGUGUACUGACUGGGCAGCCCUUCGACACAAUGAAAGUAAAGAUGCAGACGUUCCCUGAGCUGUACCGAGGCCUUACCGACUGCUGCCUGAAGACUUACUCCCAGGUGGGCUUCCGCGGCUUCUACAAGGGGACCAGCCCAGCACUCAUCGCCAACAUUGCCGAGAACUCCGUCCUCUUCAUGUGCUACGGCUUCUGCCAGCAGGUGGUACGGAAAGUGGCUGGAUUGGAUAAGCAGGCAAAGCUGAGUGAUCUGCAGAACGCAGCUGCUGGUUCCUUUGCCUCUGCCUUUGCUGCACUGGUGCUCUGCCCCACAGAGCUCGUGAAGUGCCGGCUGCAGACCAUGUAUGAGAUGGAGACAUCAGGAAAGAUAGCCAAAAGCCAGAAUACCGUGUGGUCUGUCAUCAAGAGUAUCCUUAGGAAGGAUGGCCCCUUGGGCUUCUACCAUGGACUCUCAAGCACUUUACUUCGAGAAGUACCGGGCUAUUUCUUCUUCUUCGGUGGCUAUGAACUGAGCCGGUCAUUUUUUGCAUCAGGGAGAUCAAAAGAUGAACUAGGCCCUGUGCCUUUGAUGUUAAGUGGUGGAGUUGGUGGGAUUUGCCUCUGGCUUGCGGUAUACCCAGUGGAUUGUAUCAAAUCCAGAAUUCAAGUUCUUUCCAUGUCUGGAAAACAGGCAGGAUUUAUCGGAACCUUUAUAAAUGUUGUGAAGAACGAAGGAAUAAUGGCCUUAUAUUCCGGACUAAAGCCUACUAUGAUUCGAGCAUUCCCUGCUAAUGGAGCACUCUUUUUGGCCUAUGAAUAUAGCAGGAAGUUGAUGAUGAGCCAGUUGGAAGCAUACUGAAGUGUCCUGGUGGGGCUGAGCCAAGCACAGGUGUCCGAGGACUACAGUUCAUCUCAGGGUUUCCUGGAGUACAAGAUGAGCAUGAAGUUAUUCUGAUUUCUUGAGAAUUUUGCUUUUUGUCUUCCCUUCUACCCUACAUCUUAAACUUUACGGAAGAACCUCUAUUUUGCAUCAUACCGUUUCUGCCAAAAAUUGUACUGAAAUAGAAAAGUCACUGCUCUUGCCCUUGGUAAAAUAUAGAGUGGUCAGUAACCUUAUACACCUAAUUCAAAAGGCCGAAUAUAGUUCUGUCAGGGCUUUUAUGUAAACCUCUACUUAUAUAUGCAAUUUGGACAGUUAUGUGUUGAGGGAAAUACAGUUUGGUUCCAUGUUUAUUAUUUCAAAUAUUAUCAGAAAAACCCAGAGGUGAUAUUUCUCAUGAAGAUGCUUAUAAAUGGUUGUUUAACCCAUUCUA
This is a messenger RNA of Cebus imitator (Panamanian white-faced capuchin), 2186 nucleotides long. RefSeq names its product solute carrier family 25 member 15 (gene SLC25A15). The transcript has 8 exons. NCBI's taxonomy places the organism in Eukaryota, Metazoa, Chordata, Mammalia, Primates, Cebidae. Gene Ontology annotation, biological process: mitochondrial L-ornithine transmembrane transport. The coding region runs from base 692 to 1732 and encodes 346 amino acids. The record is from RefSeq and is a predicted model, not a curated record. Gene Ontology annotation, molecular function: L-ornithine transmembrane transporter activity.